AUGGUUAUCGAAAUGAUUGCAGCCAUUGCGAAUGAAUAUUUCCCUGCUGUUCAAUAUGAUCAGUUAAGAUGGGACUCUAUCACCACUGCUUGGCCCACGGGACUGGUCACCGGUGGCUACGAUUCGCAUCAUGUACAGCUUCCACUCCGGGAAAUCCUGCCAGUCGCGCAGGUGCCUGGGCUAUCAUCAUCAUCGGAUCAAGCCAGUUAUCCAGACGGUUGGAAUCAUUAUCUUCCACAUUUACAGUCCCAAGUCAACUCCGGAGCACAAUCGCCUGGCACAGACAUAUUUCUCUACGGAUGGCCCGACCAGGCAGACGACACCAUCUGUGGCUGGGGCUCCAGCGAGCAGCAUACCCGGCGAGUCCGGAAGGAAUUCGCUGGACUACUCAAGACAUACCAGGUGGAAACGCUGAAUGAUGCCGGCUGCGGGGAUGUCGCGUGGAUGAGCAUGAUCGAUCUCCAGGGGGUCGACUAUGUCGGUUAUGAUCUAUACGAGCGAGCAAACUGGGCUGAGCUGCGACAACGUGGUUAUCAACUGAAUAUCCUGGAUAUCACCGCGAAUGAAUCGCGGCCGGCCGACCUGCUGAUUUGCCGUGAUGUUUUCAUCCAUUUGCCCAACGACAUGAUUCUUCCUGCGUUGGAGCGAUUCCGUCGCUCGGCCUCGCUGCUUCUCACCACGAGCUACACGAGCGACUCGAGGACAAGGCAAGGGGAAUUCUCCAACUUCCACCGCAUGAACGAGCCCAGCCUACGCCAUGCUAAGCUCGAUCUGACGCUCCCUCCGUUCAAUCUCGGCCAGCCGCUGGUUCGGAUCCCCGAGGAUGCGCCUAACAAAUAUCUCGGACUCUGGAACAUGAGUCGACUGCCAACUGGCCCGUAAGCGAUACUGAGGUGAGGACGGGAUGAGUUAUAUCGGUGAUAGUAAGGUAGGAAGACAAGCAUUUGUUCAUCUAGCCAAUAAUACAUAACCACUGGGCGAGUGUAGCCAAGAUCGCGUG
Aspergillus wentii DTO 134E9 is the source of this 1000-nucleotide messenger RNA. RefSeq lists its product as uncharacterized. The transcript has a single exon. The record is from RefSeq and is a predicted model, not a curated record. The coding region runs from base 1 to 882 and encodes 293 amino acids. NCBI's taxonomy places the organism in Eukaryota, Fungi, Ascomycota, Eurotiomycetes, Eurotiales, Aspergillaceae.